Molecule: messenger RNA, 1400 nt
Organism: Onthophagus taurus
Lineage: Eukaryota; Metazoa; Arthropoda; Insecta; Coleoptera; Scarabaeidae
Gene: UbcE2H
Product: Ubiquitin conjugating enzyme E2H
Source: RefSeq, a predicted model, not a curated record
AAGGUGGCGCGCACGCGCAUAGUAUAAGUAAUUUGACAGAAGGUACAGAUUGUGAGUAGCAUUGAACAAGUUAUUAACGUCCAUUGUGUUGUAAAAGUGACUGCUUUUAAGUUUGCCAGCAGAUAGUUGACUGUUUAGCUGAAUGUUGAACGGUUUAUGAUAGUUGAAAGAUGUCUUCGCCAAGUGCUGGAAAAAGACGGAUGGACACCGAUGUCAUUAAACUUAUUGAAAGCAAACAUGAAGUUACAAUUAUGAGUGGAUUGAACGAUUUUUGCGUUAAAUUUUAUGGACCUCGUGGAACACCGUACGAAGGUGGUGUUUGGAAGGUUCGUGUUCACUUGCCAGAGCAUUACCCGUUUAAAUCCCCGAGCAUAGGAUUUAUGAAUAGGGUUUACCAUCCGAAUAUAGACGAGGUCUCAGGUACAGUUUGUCUGGAUGUUAUUAACCAGGCAUGGACUGCCUUAUACGAUUUAUCAAAUAUAUUUGAAUCGUUUCUGCCGCAAUUAUUAACAUACCCGAAUCCCAUAGAUCCAUUAAACGGAGAUGCGGCCGCUAUGUAUCUUCAUAAACCUGAAGAAUAUAAGAAGAAAGUAACAGAAUAUGUAAGAAAGUACGCCACGGAAGAAGCAUUGCGAGGUCAGGAGACAAAUGUGAGCUCGGAUAGCGAGUCUAGCAUGUCGGAUUUUUCGGAAGACGAAGCGGAAGACAUGGAAUUAUAACGCAAGCUGUACGCACACGGAUGCAGCCGCUCAAUAUCUAUAUUUUCAAUUGCUUCAUUUUAAUCAGCCAUUUAAUUUCCUCAGUGUUCAUAGUUGCGUGCGUUGCGUGCUAAAGAGUGCUUACUAAGUUGUUGUUAGAAUUGUUAUUUUAGUUGAUUAUUAUUAUUUAUUUAACGAUGACCAAAUAGCGGGAGUUUAUUUAUUUUUUUUAAACACCUUUUUUUGUAUUUUUCAAUGUUUUCAGCAUCCCGCGUCUCUUCUCAAAUUAUUACUUACUUUCACAUAGCCUUUUCCCGGCACCCUCUCUUCAAGUUUUUUUUUAUAAUAUAAUUUUAGUUUAAGUAAUAAUACGAUAGGAAAUAUUGGGGUAGAAGUUUCGCUGGAGAGAAUUUAACAAUAUAAUAGAUAUUAUCUGUGUUAAAAAAAGGUGUUUACAGUCUUCGUAAAAUGAAUAUAUUGUUAUUAUAUUAAGCAUAAAUUUUUUUUGGGUCAAAAUUUAAGAAUCAUGUUUUAGUAUUAAUUUUAUAUAUCGAAUUUGUAAAAUGAAAUUAUAACAAGAAAAGAAAGAAUUUGUAAUAUUUAAGAUCAAGUACUUAGAACACCAUUAAUUGAUUUUUUUGUACCAAAUUCUAUUUGUUAAAUAAUUUAUUAGUUUGUAAUUUUUAUCAUUUAAGCAUGGGU